Molecule: messenger RNA, 2766 nt
Organism: Klebsormidium nitens
Lineage: Eukaryota; Viridiplantae; Streptophyta; Klebsormidiophyceae; Klebsormidiales; Klebsormidiaceae
Source: the annotation of a GenBank genome assembly
GUUAUAUUGUGCUCAAUAUUGCGUCCAGGACCAUACGACGCCAAUUUGUCAAACGCCAAUAUGAAUUUUGGAGGGAAGCAGCAUUGCAGAGCUCAACACCCACUAAUAUCAGUCGAGAAGCACCCGAGGAGCACAAUGGCGGAGUCCAAAGAGAGCCGGGAGGUCGCGGCGUUCUUAGAGCUGAUCGAGAAGAAGAAGUAUGAUCAGGCUGUCGAGAAACUUUCCAAUCUUGCUCAAGAAGUUGGCAGCCAGGAGCACGGGUCCGUGAACAUUGGGGACCUGGAGGAGCUGACGCUGAAACCAAGCAAGCCGUUCAAAAAGCUACGGAAACUGUUGACCAGCGACCAAGGCGUACAGGCAGUGCUGUCGUUGCUGAAAACUGCUUCCUCCAAGAAGACAAAGGACCUUAUGAGGACUCUCAUGAUCCUGUGUUCGGUGCCGGAGUUUGCUGAAAAGAUCGUCGGUGGCGGCGUGGCGAAGUCCUUGGACCACCUUGCGAAGACCCUACACGUGCGCCUCACGGCUCCCGCCACCCUGCGCUACGACCUGGAAUCAAUCUGGGAGCUUCCCAAGCUCUGCGUGGCGCUGUUCAACAGCUCGCCGGACUUCUGGCAGUCCGCCACGGACUGCGGUCUGCUGACCCACGUCACCCGCCUCUUCCCCUACGCAGCCCAGUGCUUUUUGGACAAUAUCCCAACCCACUCGGAGAUGAACCUGGACGCGUAUCUCAGACAUAUGGUCCGACCGGUGGCCUGGCUGGCCCGCUGCUUCCUAAGCCCACCGGAACUGGCAAAGGAGACGCUAGCGGACCCCACGACCGGGCGCAAGUUGGGGGCGUGGUUCGUCUCCAUGUUUGAGCACCUCAAGUGGAGUGGCCCGUUGUCUGAAAGGUACCCCGGCUUGGAAGCGGCGUGGGCGGAGUGCUUUGACGACCUUUUCGCGGCGUGGACGGACAGCCAUCCCCUGUUCGGUCUGCCGGAGUCGGAGAUCAGAAGGCACGUUCGGAGCAUUCUGGAGCUGUCGCCCUACCUCAGUAGCUCGAAGAGGUUACGGGUUGAACACUUGCUGAGCUUCUACCGGCAGGAUCCUCCGCCGAGCUCGCAGCGGCCCAAUCGGCAGGGCACUGUGGUAGAACAGGCGGAGACCAUCUUCCGGUCGUUGGACGGGGCUAGCGAGAGCAGCCGGAAGCAGUCAAUCCAGCAGCUCCAAGUCCUUUUCCCGGCCCUUCUCGGGGCGUGCUUCGACGGGCCCAUCGACGCGGACACUCUACGUCUAUUCAAGGCCUGGAUCCCUGAAAGUUUGAGCCAAGUCUUUAUCAAUGGCGGCCCUGUCUCCCCUUCCUCCUCGGAGCUCCUGUUCGCCGUUUCGCUUCUUGAUGUGAUUCUCCAAGGAGCCGUACUGGCAGGGGAAGCUUCACCCGCUCUGUGUGACACCGUGGGGUUGCGACUGCUAGACUGGGCGCUGAAAGAGAUCCCAAACAGCGGGUGUUGCGGUCCCAUCAUGGGCAGCGUCCUAAAGGUCCUCAUCUCCUGCUUUCGCUUCGGAAAGAGGUUACGAUCAAAAAACAAAGAGCUGGUAGAUCUGUUCACGCUCUUGUUGCCACGGAUUGGGGAAACGGGCGGCGAACCCCUCGGCGGGCUGCAGGCACGGACGAUGGUCAGUGCAAGCACGGUGGCUUGGCACUUUUUUUCCAUUCUUCUCGGCUUGAUGGAGGUGGAGACCGUCACGCCGCUGUUGGAAUCCUGCGUUCCGCCGGAAAUGUCGCUCAGGGUCGCGCUCGGGUCCUCGGUCAAGGAGCCCGCUGUCGAGCCUUUCGCUGCGAGCCUUAGGUGGGGUCUCUUGAGCCGAGAACAGAGGGCCACGAUCGGCCGGGCCGCUUUGGAGUACGUCACGAUGGUCGCGCACGGGCACUUCUGCCAGAGCCAGUUUGACGUCAUCCACGUCUGCAACCUAGCAACGAUCCUCGACAAGUGUUGCGGCGACCCGGAGGCCGCGAAAGAGGCGUUCGGGGACGUGAACUGGAUGCUGGCUUCGACGCUGGAGAGCGCUUACGGGGUCCUGUCGGAGCUUUUGCGGGCCCGCGAGCUGACCGAGACGGACAAGGUCAAGGCGACGAUGUGGGCGCACCUCUGUGCGACGCUGGUUCGGAUUCUCGAGACCGUGCGCCGGUUGAACGCGAACCGGGGGCCAAGAUCGACGGACGAAGUGCACCAGGAGAUGGCGCGGGGCCGGGCGGUAGCGUUUUGCGGGAGGGUCGUCGCGGAUCGGAGGGGCGGGUACCAUCGAUCGCCGGUUCUGCCGGAGCGCGACGAGUGGGUCGAGCGUCUCAACACCGUAGUUGACGAGCUGUGGACGGCGUUUGCAAGGGAACUCAAGCUGAAAAGCUGCAGCAACCCGGGGUGCGUCAAGGGCGUCUACGAAACGGGGAUGAAUGCGUUCAAGCGGUGUAGCGCGUGCAGCCAAGUGCAGUACUGUUCCCGAGAUUGUCAGAAAACCCAUUGGAAGGAAGAGCACAAGGUGGCGUGUGUAAAAAAGAAAUCCACAAAGUCGUAAGGUUCUUGGAUAGAGAAUAGUCCGCAACUGGAGGUCCCUCCGGAAAGGAUUAGCUGACGUCCUCAAGUUGACGCUCUGCGGGAUUUCCUUGUCAUAAAACGUCAGAUGUCUGAAAGACUCUGCAGCAAUCGAGCCCGUUUGCUCCAGACUUGAUUUCUUCUAACGGAAGCAUGCAGAGUUGUUUGCUAAUAAUGCAUGCUUGACACUUGCCAC